This is a messenger RNA of Alligator sinensis (Chinese alligator), 1599 nucleotides long. RefSeq names its product collagen alpha-1(XX) chain-like. The transcript has 12 exons. The record is from RefSeq and is a predicted model, not a curated record. Lineage: Eukaryota; Metazoa; Chordata; Crocodylia; Alligatoridae. The coding region runs from base 22 to 1599 and encodes 525 amino acids. Gene Ontology annotation, molecular function: protein binding.
CAUUUCUGCAGAGGCUGGUGGAUGCUGGAAACAGCGUGGUUUUGUUUUGCGGUGACUUUUGCGGCCCGAGACAUCAUGCUGAUUUGCAGUUCUGUCUUUCUUGCAUGGAUCACCGUGGCCAGUCAUGUUGUGGGACAAGUGCAUGGGCAAGGGUCAAGCCGGUUAAAACUGACAGUCCUGUCUGAAGAUAGGUUACAGAUGAAAUGGAAAGAGACUGAAGGGAACAUCAAUGGGUACAAGGUUCGAGUGAAGCCCAUGGCAGGUGACUCCGAGCAGGAAGUCAUGCUGAAAACCAAAACGCCGAAAGCCACGGUCGGGGGGCUGAGUCCCACAAAAGAAUAUACUCUGCACAUCUAUGUGCUCAACAGCUCACAGGAAGCCCUGUUUGCCAAGAGGAAAUUUGUGAUUGAAGAGCUGAAAAACCUCUCUCAGGCUCGAAAUAACCGGAGGAACACGGCAACUGGCCCAGAAAAGAGCCUCGCCUCGCUUGGAAACACAGCAACUGAGCCGGAGUCAGAGACGUCUUCCCCGGCCCAGAGCGACUCCUUCAUGCAGACAGCGAAGGACCGGCCAGAAAAGAAGAGACAGAAGGCCGCUGUAUCUAAGAGCUCGAGUGAGAAACCCCGGAGCAAGCUGAGCACUGGGUUAGGCAUGACAGAAGCAACCCCGACGACCGUGAAAACACCGCAGCACAGCCAGACAAAAUCUGAGCGAGACGAUCUCAGCAAAGAAAAACCCACAAAGGAAACGUUAAGAAGAGGCCCUCACUUCCAGUGCGACUCAUCUGCCAUGACUGACAUUGUCCUGCUUGUGGAUGGAUCUUGGAGCAUCGGGCGCAACAACUUCAGGCUCAUCAGGGAGUUUCUGAGCACCUUGAUUUCCCCUUUCGAUGUUGCCCAGGACAAGAUACAAAUAGGCUUGUCGCAGUACAGCGGUGACCCGCGGACAGAGUGGAACCUGAACACGUAUGCUACCAAAGACGAGGUGUUGGAGGCAGUGAGGAGCCUGCGGUAUAAAGGCGGCAACACAUUCACAGGUCUCGCUUUGACUCACGUCCUCGAGCAGAAUCUGAAGCCAGAAGCUGGCGCUAGGUUGGAGGCAGUGAAGCUGGUGAUCCUCCUGACUGAUGGAAAGUCCCAGGAUGAUGCCAACCAGCCUGCCCAGACCUUGAAAAACUUGGGUGUAGAAAUAUUUGCCAUUGGGGUGAAAAAUGCAGAUGAGGCAGAGUUGAGGCAGGUGGCCUCGGAGCCCUUGGAGCUCACGGUGUACAACGUGCUGGAUUUCCCUCUGCUCGGCUCGCUGGUCAGCAGGCUCACCCAGGUCCUGUGCAGCAGGAUCAAAGACAGGAGCAAGAGUGAAAACACAGUACCAUUGCCGCCUCCUGUUUCCUUGAGAGCAUCUGAGGUGAACCACAACAGUAUAAAACUAAGCUGGCAGCCGGCAGAUGGAGCUACUCAGUACCUGGUGCUCUCAAGCUUGGCUGGUAUUCAGGUCUGCUUAGCAGUGCUGCACAGGUCGAGGGAAUUGGUGGGAUAUGUGGAGAUGUAUUCAUUGUGUUUCAUUCCUCCGGAGAGGUUGAAAUGCCUCGAUUUACUAUGA